AUGUCUUUUCAAUUAGACACAAGCUCUUUUGGUUUUGAUAUUAAGAAAGCUCAUGCCCAAGUUCUGAAUGGCUCCCCAGACUGCUCUUGGGCCGUCUUUGGCUAUGCCAAGGGUCAAGGAAACGUUUUGAAGUUACUUGCUACUGGAAAUGAUGAUUACGAAUUCCUUGAUGAAUUCGACGAAAAUGCUGUUUUGUAUGGUUUUCUCCGUGUAAAAGACUCCAAUACCGGCCUCCAUAAAUUUGUUUUGGUCUCUUGGUGUGGUGAGGCUGCUCCUAGUUCCCGAAAAGGAUUGUUUCCCAUUCAUUCUGCCACCGUUACUCGUUUAUUAAACGGUUACCAUAUUCAAGUUACUGGCCGUGAAUCUUCUGACCUCAAUCUGGACGACAUCUUCCGUCGCGUUGCCGAUGCAAGUGGUAGCAAGUACUCUUCAAAUACUUCCACUUCUUCUGCGUCUAAGCCUAAGCCUGCUCCUGCUCCUACUUUUUCCCACCAUCAUAUUCCCCCUCCCGGUACCGUUGUUGGUUCCGUCCCUUCGCAGAAGCCUGGGAUUGAAGAUAACGUGUGGAACGAUACCUACAAACAACGUCCUACUCAAUCCCAACAUUCUCUUCGCAUUCCCGUAAAUGCUAGCUGGUCAAAUGCAGAGUCUGCUCAGACCGAACAUAAAAAAGAAGCGCAGGCGUCUCCAGCUGCGCCUGCUCCUGUGCCGGAACCAACAUCAGUACCUGCUCAUGUACCUGCUCCUGUUCCUGCUCAUGUACCUGCUCCUGUGCCUGCCCCGAUUCAACCAACCUCCGUUCCAAAACCUGCUUCUCCGCCUGUGCCUCCUUCUGCCUCUGCGUCGGAAUCAAAGGAAUUGAAACCUUCAAUUUCUAAAGCAUCGACCGAAUCUACCAAAACUCCUACUUCCGAGUUGGAACAACUUCAUGCUAGUGGAAACGUCAAUUUGUCUGCUAGAAGAGCCAUGUUUGAACGCUUUCAAAAGAGCGGCGAGCCUUCUUCUGUUCCUCAAACAAGACCUCAACCACACAAGUUGAAUCGCAGUUUCGAAGCUCCUCCCAAAACUCAAACCCAAGGCGUACCAUCUGGUCCUAAGGUUGACGCAUUUGCAAAUACCAAUAGCAAUGAUCCUAAAGAGGUGGAUUCAAAUCCACCAAGCGUCGCUUCUUUACGAUCUCGCUUUGCCAAUCAAAAUUUGAACGAUAAAUCCAAUUCAGCUCCUGCUUCCAAGGCUCAGUCUUCGAAAUUUUCCCCUGCUCCUAGUGUAACUCAUUCUGCUCCUGCGCCUGUUCCUGCGCCUGCACCUGUUCAUGUAGCUGAACCAGUACCGCCUCCAAGCAAUGUGUCUCCCUUGCCGCAAGCUCCUCCUGUCCCAGCCACACCGCCAAGACCGGAGACUGCCAACCGAGUACCAUCUUCUCCUCCCGUUGCCUCUUAUGCUCCACCUCCUGCACCAACCACACCGCCAAGACCGGAGACUGCCAACCGAGUACCAUCUCCUCCUCCUGUGGCUUCUUAUGCUCCACCGCCUCCCCAAAACCAGCAAGAAGAGGUUCAGGCAGAAAAUCCACCUCCUGCCCCGGCCAUGCCGCCAAGACCCGAGUCUACUAACCAAACACCACCUCCCCCUCCUCCUGUUGCUGAACAAUCUGCUGCACCUGCCCCGUUAACGCACUUGGAACCUUCUCCACCUGUGCCAGCCAGUUCUGAUGAGGAAGGACCUCCCAUACCUCCUCUUCCACCAGUAGUGGAAACACCCAUGCCACCACCACCUCUUCCUCCCACUCCCAACAUCCAAACUCACGAAGGCGAGUAUGAAUCAAACGUUGCAUCACGUGCUUCAGAGUCUUCCUCAAAAACUCCAGCUGUCGUAAUUUAUGACUAUUCACCUGAGGAAGAGAACGAAAUGGAAUUGACUGAAGGUGAAAGAAUUGAAAUCGUCGACUUCGUUGACGAAGGUUGGUGGCUUGGUGAAAACUCAAACGGUAAGCAAGGAUUAUUUCCUUCCAAUUAUGUUGAGCUUCUGCAAGAGGAAACCAUUGCUCCGGUACAGGCCUCUGAAAGUAAUGUCGAAAGUGGUUCAGGUUUAAUUUCAGUGAAAGCCGUUUACGAUUAUGAAGCACAAGAAGGCAACGAAUUGACCUUUUUUGAGAAUGAUAUUAUCACCGACGUCGAUCGCAUUGAUCCCAAUUGGUGGGAAGGUGAAUGUCAUGGACGUCGUGGUCUUUUUCCUUCCAACUAUGUUGAGGAAUAA
This is a messenger RNA of Schizosaccharomyces osmophilus, 2256 nucleotides long. RefSeq names its product cofilin/tropomyosin family (gene abp1). Gene Ontology annotation, molecular function: actin filament binding. The transcript is spliced from 2 exons. The record is from RefSeq and is a predicted model, not a curated record. Gene Ontology annotation, cellular component: cortical actin cytoskeleton; plasma membrane; actin filament. Gene Ontology annotation, biological process: regulation of actin filament polymerization. NCBI's taxonomy places the organism in Eukaryota, Fungi, Ascomycota, Schizosaccharomycetes, Schizosaccharomycetales, Schizosaccharomycetaceae. Bases 1 to 2256 code for a protein of 751 amino acids.